This is a messenger RNA of Schistocerca gregaria, 6166 nucleotides long. RefSeq names its product prolactin-releasing peptide receptor-like. The transcript is spliced from 2 exons. Gene Ontology annotation, molecular function: neuropeptide binding; neuropeptide Y receptor activity. Gene Ontology annotation, cellular component: neuron projection; plasma membrane. The coding region runs from base 1532 to 2758 and encodes 408 amino acids. Gene Ontology annotation, biological process: G protein-coupled receptor signaling pathway. The record is from RefSeq and is a predicted model, not a curated record. Lineage: Eukaryota; Metazoa; Arthropoda; Insecta; Orthoptera; Acrididae.
ACAGUUGCCGAUCGCCGCGGGCCGUGGCGGUGCCGGCGCCUUGUCUGCCGGCGGCGGCGGCGGCGUCGGCGUCGCCAUCGGAACGCGUCACCACGCUGAGCGGACUCUAGUCGGCCGAGCGCGACGGCUCUAGGCGUCCGUGGGUACCGCAGCAGCGCCACUCGUCUUCCGCCUCUCAGCGGGGCAAUUAGCCAACAGAAUCAACAAACUGACGAAUUUUUUUUUCUGCUGCAUGUAUCCGACAGCUGCGUCGCCAAGACAGCUGGUAUGUUUGAGUGUAAUAAAUAAGACUGCUGACGUUCCAAUGGCUGCAGCGGCUUCACUCGGCUCUCCUCCGCUUCUGAUGAAUCGUGUCUACGUGAUAAUUAGGUAGCAGGUUCAGGAAAGUAACGACACAUUUUUCUCCUCUGUCGUACGAACCUUACAGUUCCAUCGAAGAGACAGUUUGAAGUCUCGGAGCGAAAUAAAUGACGUUCUGGCUGUUGCAUUAUAUAUUAUCAAAAAUCAAGCGAGUUGACAGACUAAUUUGGUAAACAUCAAUCAGUCAUAUACUUACAUGUUGACAAAAAGGUACGUUUUGCAUCUGUAGAAGUAAAAGGACGAAUGAAACAUAUUUCGACCUGUAUUUUCGGCUUACUUUAUACGCUAUUGACAAAUGCUGGCUCAUUGUAUCAGGUGUUAGCUAAUACAGACCUUCGUUGUCAUCAGAGGACCUAUCCCGGUAAUUAAUUCCUGGUAGAAGACGGAUGUAGUAGAGAAAGUGGCAAGGGACAAUACUGUUAACAUUGGAGAUAUCAUUUCUGUCAGAUACGUGGCAAUAAUUGAUCAGUGUAAUCAGUUAAUUACUUUGGUUUAGUGACCAUUUAAGUUAAAGUUGAAAUUUACUGCCCUCUAUUAAAUGUUGGUGUUGAUACUCAUUUUUAUGUGGGUGGCCAUUGCUUAGAAGACCUAGUGGAGGGGCGGACUCUGCCACUCCCAUUGUCGUACGAAGGCACCAGAACAGUUUCAAUAACUUGCUCCUCUCCGCAACUGAUGAGUGUGUUACUUUCUGCAUUCACGUGGAUGAGCCAGGUCUAGAACUGGUACACGAGUGAACAGGAUCUGUAACCUGGACUAAUUUUUAAUUGCAAUAUAUGCAAGUUAAUGACGAUUCUUCUAUGGUUUGUAUCUGUGAGUUCCACUGACGACACGAAUGGUGUCAGGUUAGUACGACUUUCUAGAAGAGCUUGUUAAGAUACUGGGUUAAAUGUUCGGGAGAGUGCUGAAAGGAUAUGGAAGUCAAGGGCAGUGUGUAGAAUGGGCGAAAUAAUGGGUUAAGUUCUCUGGAGAGCGAUGGAACGAUAUGAAAAUCAGUGGCAUAGAAUGGGCCAUAUCAGCAAAACGGAUCUCUUGUAGCCGUCUUCUACUGGUAGUAGGCACCAAUGCACAGUGAUUAGGUAAUUCGGCGUGUGAGUUCUGUCGAAGGAGUUUGAAGCGAGAUAACUUCGCGGACGUUGAUUUUUGUGUCGAGGAAACAGAGGUGACGGUCAAGAUGGAGGACGCCUUGUUCGACAAACACGACCAGUUUGGAGACGCCGACAGUGAGAACGUUUCGGCGGCAGGGAACGGCACGUGGGCGUACCUGCGGCACGACGUGAUGCAGACGCGCGCCGUGCAGGCCGUGUUCGGGGUGGUGUACUGCGCCAUCUUCGCGCUGGGCACUCCGGGGAACCUGCUGGUGUGCUACACGGUGUACCGCAACCGCGCCAUGCGCACCGUCACCAACCUGUACAUCUGCGCGCUGGCGCUCGCCGACGUGCUGCUGUGCUUGCUGUGCCUGCCCUUCACGCCGCUCUACACCUUCCUGGGCGGCUGGGUGUUCGGCGGCGCGCUCUGCCACGCCGUCGCCUUCUCGCAGUGCUUCAGCGUCUACGUGACGGCGCUGACGCUGACCGCGAUCGCCGUCGACCGCUUCUACGUGAUCGUGCACCCGUUCCGGCCGCGCAUGCCGCCGUCGCACUGCCUCGCGGUGGAGGGCGGCGUGGUGGCGUUCUCGCUGCUGGCCACGCUGCCGUACGGCGUGUACAUGGCCACCGGCGAGGUGGAGGGCGUCAGCGUGUGCAACGAGGCGUGGCCGUCGGAGGCGGGCCGGCGCGCCUUCCUGCUGGCCACGUUCUGCCUGCAGUUCGUGCUGCCGCUGUCGGUGAUCGCCUGCUGCUACGGCCUCAUCGCGCUCUGCCUGGCCCGCCAGAGCCGCGCGCGGCCCGGCGCCAAGAGCUCGCGCCGCGAGGCCACCGAGCGCGACCGCAAGCGCCGCACCAACCGGCUGCUCGUCGCCAUGGUGCUGGUGUUCGCCGCCUGCUGGCUGCCGCUCAACGCCGUCAACAUGGUCGCCGACCUGGACGAGGGCGCGGAGCGCUGGCGCUACUUCACGCUCUGCUUCUUCCUGGCGCACGCGCUCGCCAUGAGCUCGGUCUGCUACAACCCGCUGCUGUACGCCUGGCUCAACGACAACUUCCGCAAGGAGCUGAAGCAGCUGGUGCCGUGCUGCCGCAGGCGCGUGGCCGCCGCCUCCUGCGGCACUACCUCGACGGCGGGCCAGUCGGCGCAGACGCUGCUGCAGACUUCCGCCUGCCCCGGCCAACACCUGCCGGACGUCGUCACCGCAGACGCCGAGGCGCCCGCUCCGGCGCCCGCUGCCGUCUACACCGUCGCCGACGACCAAGUGCACCUCUCUGGCGUCAGCUCCGGCGGCACCGAAGAAAUAUCCUGCUCUUAGAGCUACUUGAACCUGCACGACAUCACAUAUUCCACCCACGGCAUCAGAACAUGGCAGCAGGUGGCAGCGGUACGUUUGGCGGCUGUCAGUGCAGCGACAGCGAGUGCAGUUGCAGUUGCGCCACACAAGUGCAGCAAUGAAAAUGACUCUGCCAUGCAGUGAACAGUUGCAAACCUAGCUGCAGCCGCACUCAUCAUCAUUGUCACCAGCGAUAAAUUUGAGCACGGUGUUGCUCUAGUUAAGCAAACUGUACUAAAUUAUGGCACUGUGUGUUUGUGGUUUAGCCCUGUACUGUGGCUUUCGGGUCCUGAGCUACACGUGACUAUUACUAGCUGACUUAUAGAGUUGCUGUUUACGGUGGAAUGUGUGUAGUAAAUGUGUUUUGUCACACAGUGUUCAGUCACACAGCAACUAGGUCAAUUAAGCAAGCCCUUAUUGGCCAAAGGGUUUAGUGUGUUGUGACAAAGUGGAACAACUGUUAGUGAUGAAUCAAGCAACACUAAAAUUUAGCUAACUUUGCCGUCACACUACAGCUACAUCCUGUGUCAUACUAGUUAGCCAGCAAUGGAGUGAUCGUUAAAUCUGUCGAGAGUAGUAUUCCAUUUUCCCCAUGUCGACUCUACUACUCGUUUCUCACCUUCGUGAUCGAGUGUUUCAAAUAGUUAUAUGAUUAUCCUUUGCUUUCGUGCUAAAUUCAUGUGACACACACUUGGUCUGACAGUGUUCAUGUUGUAAAUCUCAGGUCGUUCCAACUCUUGUACAGAGUUUUCUCUGUGUAUCUAAAAUGACUAUAUGCUGUAUUAGGUGUAGUGGUAUCGACUUUUUGAAAUUAGUGUAUGAGCUGUAGGCUAAAAUGCUGGCAUUAGCAACUGAAUAACGGUGAAGGCUGUGUUAUGUUCCUGAUAUCAAGUGUACCUUCCUGCCUACUAUGUCAAAGACUUUCUCUCCAGUACUUAAUAUGCUUUUUAUUGGAAAUGGUGCGCUGCUAGUAAGAAAAAGCGCUGAUUACUUACAGAUGUGUCAUAUAUGAAUGUGUACGUUUAGAACAAUAAUACGUUAGUUAUUGCUGCUUUAAUAUUUCCAUGAAGAAUUGCACCCAACUGAAAUGGUAAGUUGGUUUUAACAUGUAUGUAUCUUGAUCAAGUUAAGACCCUGGCUCACACUAAAUGUAAUAUGUUGCUGAGUUACGUUUCAGAGACAAUCAUAUGAAAGUAAUCAGGCAAAAAUAUAAAUGGAACGCUAUAUACACCCAUUGAAAUACCUGGAGAAGGAACACAAGGAAAUGAGCAACUUUCAUAUAUCUCCAAACAGCAGUUUGUUUUAAGGCGUGACCGACUUGUACUUAAUCCUGGCGUACGUUGCGACAGUUGAUUUAAGUGACACUACUUGAAAAUUUAAUGGCCCAUUACUGUUAGUUUCGGAGAAAAGACGUAUUUUAAAAUAAUUCAAGGAAUUCCGCGCUAUAGAGUGCUGAAAUUCAGCCAACUGUUAUUUCAAUCAGGCUCUCAGUAUUUGAACUCGACCGCUGACGGGCGCUUUAUCAAUGGCUCACGCUUAUCUCUGUCACGGCGGAAAAGUAAAAUACGUGUUUGCUACGUUCAUAAAUACUCAGAGUGUGUCUUUCCAAAUUAUUCUGCAAUUGUAUUUAAUUUUAAAUACGGGUCAUUUUAAACGUAAAAAAAGGUUUUUGCAACUUUUAUCAGUUCUGAAAUGCACAAGAAUAGCAGGUAUGAGCCCCACAUUUAAGCUGUUAGUGUCUCGUCACGAACACUGCUUGAUGUCCUGUCUUUCUUGUGCAUCUUCAGAGGAGUGUGAAUCGUUACCAAUGUAAGUCUACAGGGACAGUGGUAAUUGGCAGAAAAUUCCGUCUUCCCAAUAAUAACAUAAAUAUUUUAUGUUUAGAAUUAUUCAUGUCAAGGUGACAUGGCUAGAAAUGUGAUUAUACAUGUACCACGUCGAUCAAACAUCAAGCGUAAGAGUUGUAAACGUUGUAUUUGCAGUCGCUGUAUAUAUUAGCCUCAGCCUUCAGGAAGUUCUGUCUUAAGGGUAGACAGCUUUGUCGUCAUUCUGUUCAUUGAGUUGAGGGACUGUAAUAAGUUUGGUACCUGUAGCCUGCUAGUGGAAGUCACAUUUUAACAAAUGUUUUGUUUCGUGACGCAUGGUAUGUACAAAGUCAACAACUUAAAGUAUGAUCUGACUUUUCCAUAUCUCAAAUCGACUAAUCCGUCGUUAAAUGAAGGUAACAACAUUAAAAUCAUUCUUACAGCUUACGAAAAAUUCAGACAUAUGAACAUUACUGAGAGUACUAUAAGAAUCAAUUGUGAACAGUCUGAUGUAAGGGGACUGUUGGAUGCUGAAAAUAAGUUAUGUCAGUUUAUUCGAUGAAAUGUUUAAUCCAAUAUAACCCAUACUAAGCUUGGUCAGUAAGGUAAUCGAUACUUUUGUGUUGAACGCAUAAGCAUUCGCUUACUAUAAAUGACCGGUUCUCUUAGUCGUGGACUAUACCUCUGUGGAUACAUCAUAUUGUGCUCUCCACCUCCAGAAUGAGAAGACAACUUGUGGAUGCUGAAGCAAAAAUUUACUUCUGGUAGCGUAGUUACAUUUUUUCCUUCUGGUUCUAGAAUUGCAUUUACUAAGAAUUUAGUUACUGGUGUGAUUUUUCUCUUCCGAACUGUUAAAGUAGGUCCCAUGGCUAAUGUAAAAGUAUUUUUAAACUCACUUGAUCACUCAUAAGACCUACCCCCAUCACAUUAAAAAAAAAAAAACAAUCUGUAAGCAAUUUAGAACGUUUCCUUGUCUUUUGAAAAAUUUAGUACAAAACUUUAUGUUCAGUAGAAAGAGCAACAAGUUCUUCGAUAAUAAGGUCAAGAGUUCGCCAUUCUCGGCAUCGAAACAUUACCCAUACACCUAAAACUGCAACAUUUGAAAUUUGAUUGUUAGUCGGUUUGACUUAUGAAGGGCUCAUUAAUCGUAAUCUACAACUGUAAUAAGAUUCUAAUUUGUAUUAUACUUCUACCCUCACUCUGUAUCCCAUUGUAAUAUUCAUAUCGUUCAUUCCAGUUGCUUGUUACGAUAAACUCAUAUGUAUGGCCUCAAAGAAAUAUAAUAUUUUUGUGUAAUAACGUGCAAGAAAAGUCUUGGUACAGUUAUUAGCAACACUGAAAUUGCCAAAGUCGUAAAUAAUAAAAAAACGGCAAGUGCUCCUUUAAAAAAACGAAGAAACUUUUUCGUACUGUACGUGCACAUGUCUUGUCGAGAAAAAAUCAAUGCCUCUGUAUAUGUAUUAUGGUGCUUACAAUAUUAAUAAAUGUAUGUGUCUAUUAAUAGUAUAUGUCUGCUUCCAUGACUUAAAUUUACUCCUUAUCAAUGUUGAAACAUACAAUACCGCUAAUAAAAUAAUGAAGAACA